CCAAUCAGGGGAGUCCUUGGUACCACUUGUGGGGGCGGCGCUUUGAGGAAGGCGUGGACCGGUUGAAUUGCGGACUGGUGGCUCCGCGCUCCUGCAGCGUUCUGGUCCUCCGCGCUUCUCUCAACGGCCUCAAGUGGCUACAACAUGUCUUGUGGCUGUGGCCUGAACUUGCCGCGGGAGGGAGUUGUCAUGUGGAAGGCAAACCCCAGGGACCGAGAAAUGGACUCAGUGGUGACCUUUGAAGAUGUGGCUGUGAACUUCACCCUGGAGGAGUGGGCUUUACUAGAUCCUUCACAGAAGAAACUCUAUAGAAAUGUGAUGCGGGAAACCUAUAGGAACCUGGCCUCAAUAGGUCUGCAUUUAGGGGAAAAAUGGGAAGAUCGUAACAUUGAAAAUCAGUACAAAACCCAAGGAGAAAAACUAAGAGGUCAUAUAGUAGAAAAACUCUAUGAAAUCCAAGAAGGUAAUCAGUGUGGAGAAACCAUCAGCCAGAUUCUAAAUUUUAAUCUGAACGAGCACCUUUCUUUUGUAGUAAAACCAUUUAAAUGUAAUGUGUGUGGAAAAGUCUUUGUGCGUCCUUCAUCCUUUAAUAGGCACAUCCGAUCUCACACUGGACACAAACCUUAUGAAUAUCAUGAAUACGAGGAGAAACCAUAUAAAUGUAAGGAAUGUGGGAAAGCCUUCAGUUACCACAAAUCUGUUUAUAGACACGAAAGGACUCACACUGGAGAGAAGCCCUAUGAAUGCAAUGAGUGUGGGAAAGCCUUCACAUGGCUCACAACCUUUCGAAGACACAUGAUAACACACACUGGAGAUGCUCCUUAUAAGUGUAAGGAAUGUGGGAAAGCCUUCAGUUGUUCCACCUCAUUUCGAGCUCAUGAAAGAACUCACACUGGAGAGAAACCCUAUGAAUGUAAACAGUGUGGAAAAUCUCUGAGAUCUCCUCUAGGUUUGCGAAUACAUGAACGAAAUCACACUGGAGAAAAACCAUAUGAAUGUAAACUGUGUGGUAAAGCUCUCAGUUGUCCCAGUUCUUUUCGAAGACAUGAAAGGACUCACACUGCAGAUAAACAAUAUGAAUGUAAACAGUGUGACAAAACCUUCAGUUCUCCUCUAGGUUUACGAAUACAUGAAAGAAUUCACACUGGAGAGAAGCCCUAUGAAUGUAAGGAAUGCGGUAAAGCCUUCAUUUCUCUCUCAAGCAUUCGAACACACAUGAUAACACACACAGGAGAUGGACCUUAUAAAUGUAAGCAAUGUGGCAAAGCCCUCAGUUGUCCCAGUUCUUUUCGAUCACAUGAAAGGACUCACACUGGAGAAAAGCCAUAUGAAUGUAAACAGUGUGGUAAAACCUUCAGCUGGCCCAGUUCCUUUCGAAUACAUGAAAGAACCCACACUGGAGAGAAACCCUACGAAUGUACAGAAUGUGGGAAAACCUUCAUUUAUCGCACAACCUUUCAAGGACACAUGAGAAAGCACACCGGAGAGAAACCCUAUAAAUGUAAAGAAUGUGGGAAAGCCUUCAUUUCUCCCUCGAGUGUUCGAACACACAUGAUAGUGCACACGGGAGAUGGGCCUUAUAAGUGUAAGGAGUGUGGGAAAGCCUUCAAUUUUCCCAGUUCAUUUCGAAUACAUGAAAGAACUCACACUGGAGAGAAGCCCUAUGAAUGUAAACAGUGUGGUAGAGCCUUCAGUUGUUACACAUCCUUUCGUACACAUGAAAAUACUCACACUGGAGAGAAGCCCUUCGAGUGUAAAGAAUGUGGGAAGGCCUUCACUUACCGUACUACCUUUCGAGGGCACGUGAGAAUGCACACUGGCGAGAAACCAUACAAAUGUAAAGAAUGCGGGAAAGCCUUUAGUCGUCCCAGUUCCUUCAGGAGGCAUGAAAGGACUCAUACUGCAUAAAAACAUCUUGAAUGUAAGCAGUGUGGAAAAGACAUCAACUGGCCUUCAUCCUUACAUGUGAAAACUCCCACUGAAAUGAAACCCUAUGAAUAUAAAUAAUAUGAGAAAGCCUGAUACAAAUUAAUCCAUGUUAAUGUUCCAGAAAACUAUAAUAUGAAAGAACCAUUAUAAAAGUUAUAAAUAUAUUCUCUUUAUCAGUGCCUCAUUUUUAAGUGGACCUCUGAACUGUGGAUGUUUACUACUUCCAAAAAUGAACAUUGAGGCAAUACUGUGUAAGCAACACUACAUAAGAUUAAUAGGUAUUUUCUUUUUAGCUCAGUUACUAACAUUUUCUCUUUCCAUUUUGAAGACCGAUCUAUAGGUAAAUUGAAGUGAACAGGUAGGUUUAAUUUUUAUGUUUCCAUUGUUUGUAAAUAAGGAGCUGUCAAUAAAUAAAUAAAUGCUAUUUUGAUAUUUGUUGGGAUUUCCCUACUGGCCUCCUGGCCAAGUAAUGUAUAUCCCUUGACCAUUGUACGGGGUCUAGCAGAAGUAAGGCUUUCCUGAGUGUGGUUGGUAGGGUACAUGAAUGUCUCACACAAGAUGGACAGCAAUUUGACCACGUCACCUAAAAUGUCAUAUGGUGUGCCUGAGUGUGAUACUGUUAUGUUACAAAAUUAUAUGUUUAUGAUUUUGUAAUAAAAAGGGAGCAUUAUUUGUGUCACACCCUGUGUAGUCCAUUGUAUGAGAAAAUCUACUUUUUUGUUUUGGCAAGAAGACCCUUAUUCCAUUUUUCUUGCUAAUAAAAUAUGGCAUAAAUUUGUAAA
Messenger RNA from Phyllostomus discolor (pale spear-nosed bat), 2711 nucleotides. RefSeq names its product zinc finger protein 709-like. The transcript is spliced from 4 exons. Gene Ontology annotation, cellular component: nucleus. Gene Ontology annotation, biological process: regulation of transcription by RNA polymerase II. Bases 145 to 1908 code for a protein of 587 amino acids. The record is from RefSeq and is a predicted model, not a curated record. NCBI's taxonomy places the organism in Eukaryota, Metazoa, Chordata, Mammalia, Chiroptera, Phyllostomidae. Gene Ontology annotation, molecular function: DNA-binding transcription activator activity, RNA polymerase II-specific; RNA polymerase II cis-regulatory region sequence-specific DNA binding.